Drosophila subpulchrella is the source of this 7745-nucleotide messenger RNA. RefSeq lists its product as uncharacterized. The transcript is spliced from 7 exons. The coding region runs from base 2728 to 5178 and encodes 816 amino acids. Gene Ontology annotation, molecular function: G protein-coupled receptor binding. The record is from RefSeq and is a predicted model, not a curated record. Lineage: Eukaryota; Metazoa; Arthropoda; Insecta; Diptera; Drosophilidae. Gene Ontology annotation, biological process: signal transduction; G protein-coupled receptor internalization. Gene Ontology annotation, cellular component: cytoplasm.
UAGUCGGUUACGAUUGCCGUGAGCCGAGCACCGGAAGUGUCGAGGAAGUGUGGAGCAGUAUCAGUAUCAGAGUCAGAAUUUGAAUCACAACCAGAAUCAGAAUCUGAAUCACAUCUUUAGCCCAAAAAAAACUGAAAUCUAAGGCUCUAAAGCCAGCCAAUCAUCGGACCUUCUAACUCAAUCUGAAAAAAAAAAAAAAAAAAAAAAAAUCCAAAUUUUUCAAAUUUCCAAAACAAUAACAACAGUUUUCUGGUGCCAAAAGACAUUGCCGCGUGCUUGAAGAAAUCGACCAAAUUCAAGGUUUGGAUUCUGGUUCUCCCCUCAUUUGGUGUCGUACCUUUUUUUUUUUUUUUUUUUGGAAGUGCGUGCGUGUUAUGAAAAGUUUGUUUGAGGGGUUUUCUUUUUGAACAAAAAAAAAAAAAAAACAAAAAAAUCAUAAAAUAAGUUACAACAAAGCAGCUGCUGAGCGGGAAAGUCGGAGGUCAGGUAUCCCCAGUUCCCCAGUCCAGCCAGCUCUAUUAGAAGCCAUUGCUUUUUCUGCUUGCCUCGGCUCGUUCGAGGUGAAAACCAGCUUAUGCAGACCUAUGCGGAAAAUUUUAUUUCAUUUCGGUUCGGUUUGGUUUGGCUUGCUUCGUUAUUUCCUUCAGCUCAUGUUGGGGUUCCGGUUUUGGGCUCUCCUCUUUUUUUUGUUUGGUUUCUGGGUUAAUUUUCGUUGCCUUUUCAUAUUUGAUGAGGACGUGUGAUGGCGGAGAGGGGGUGUCACCUAAAACAGAAGCUCCAGUUUUCCACUUUUCCGUUUCCUUGGCACCACGGGACUCAGAGCAUCCCCUACCAUUUUAUACUUUAUUUAUCUGUCCGCCCUUCCAUGGCCUUUUGUUAUGCAUGGCCGUGUGAAUCAUUCAUAUGCAAAUUCUGUGUAAAAAUCUCAUUUGUGUUCUCAGGAAUCCCGCAGAAACCACUGGGAUGUGUCCGCAGGGGAAGAAGAACAAUGGGCAAAGUCAUUCAGUGGUCUCUCCGGUUUUCUGAUGGGUAUGGUAUGGGCCGGGGUAAAACGAUGGCCAAUGCCAUAUUUUGGUCUCGAUUAAGUGUUGCCUACUUAUCGGCUCCCGUCCGCUUUGUUUGCCCUGGCCAAUUACAAUUACGCCGGUCGGUGAGCAGUUCAUUAGCGACCAUGACUAACCGCUUUUCGGCCCAAUCUAAUCGGCUUUGCCAGCCAGCCCGAUUGAUUCCUAAUUUGAGAGUUCAGCACUGAGUGUUUUGUACAAAAUAAUACACGGAAAAAAGGAUCGAUUUGAUAUCUGCAUGGUUACCUUAUGUACGAUUAUUUUUCUUUUUUUUUUUUUGCAAAAUAGCAAUAUUUUUAUAUCUAGAUAGAAGUAAUAAUGAAUUUCCUUAAAAUGAUCAUCAUAUCUUAUAAAGUUUUUUCUGUCUUUAUAAAAAAAACAUAUAAAUUUAUAUAUUAAAGCUACAAAAAAAGGAAGUAAGUAAUCGCAUUUUCUAUUAACAAUUUAAUAAAUCAAAUGAAAAACACCAAAUCGAAAUGAAAGCGAGGGAAUAUUUUCCCUAAAAAAUCAUUAGCAAGUACUACGGCGUUCAUACUUGUGUUCCAAUUACUUUUCACGCUCUGCUCGAACUCUUUACACUUCAUAUAUGUGGUGGCUAUAAUCUGCUAUGGUUGAUCAAUUGUAAUCGGCGCGAUGUUGACGCAUUAAGCCUCUUAUCCAUCAGCACCACCACCGGCUUUUGGCCUUUUCACGGCCAUACCUCAGUGUUUGUGAGGAGCUUUAUCCGGAAACUGGGUCAAAAUCAGGAAAAUGCAUCAAAAAGAAUUUAUAUAAAUGAGUAAAUGAGUGAAACUAUAGUUCCAUUAGAAUAAUAUCACAUAGUAAGCCACAAUAAAACCUUUAAAGUUGUGUAGUUUAGUUAUUUAUAUAUAGAUUUAUAGAUCACCGUUGCAAAUCAAAUUAGGUUAUAAAAAUUAAAUGAAAAGACAUUUUCGGAGUGUAAUUUAAAUUGAUUUUGCUGUGCGUUGAUUCUUAGUAUCGGGAGGAUAGCUUUUUAUAUACAGAUUGGCACUUAUUCGCCAAUCGUUAACCACAAGUAUUUGAUAUGAUAUGUAGGUUCUGCAAAGCUUAACAAACUGAUUAUCAUGUUGAUGAAGUUUGUGAUUUUCCUUUUAGUAUUUAUUAAUUGAAACUGGUGUCCCACAAUGAUUGAUUUCUCAAAGGCAAUCUCAGAAACAGAAUCACAAAGGGCCGUUCUCAAGCCAACCUGUCUGGACUUCGAUCCACUUCCUAACGACUUGCUUACCCGAAGCGUUAAAAAGUUAUUAUAGACCACCUCCUUACUUUGCCAUAAUUCAGGGAAAAGAAAUGGGAGAAGUUCCCUUUUUUUUAAAAAAAUAUUGCGGCUAAUUUGGUCCGACCAUCCAAACCACAACAACAGGCAAAAGAAAGCGGAAAGAAAUGGCAGUUGGCGGGAGAUUGGGGGUGGUAAAAGUCUUUCCCCCAGCCUAGGCAAUUAAUUUACAUUAAUUUCCCUUUGUUCGCAUGGCAUUGUUUUCCUUCGUCUCGUUUCGGUUCGUUUCUUCUGACUGGAUACCUGCUGCAGCAGCGACUUUAUUAGAAAACAAUUACAACACUUGGGCAUCUCUGCUCUGUACCGUUUCAUCGCGACCUGGAAAGGAGCCGUCCAUUAUCAGCAGGACCUAAGGAGAAAGGUGAAAGUAUGUCGGACCAAGGACGCAAGGUUAAGGAGGAGAAGAAGGAGCAGAAGGAGGAGGAGCUGGAGCUGGAGCAGAUGGAGCCGGAGCCUCCGAGCAGCAGGAAUGGCAGUUGCGGAUCUCCGCCGGAACCGGAACCGGAACCGGAAGUGGUGGAGGAGGAGGAGGAGGAGGCGGCUUCGGGAUCGGCAGCCGGAACAGACGGAGCCGGCUCGGAAGCACCUGGUCCGGCCAACCCAAACACCGAACUGGAACUGGAACGCGACAGGGACAGGGACUCCCAUGGCGACAGGUCCACUCAUAGGGAUGAGUUUGGCACGCAGCGCGUUUAUAAGAAGACCUCGCCGAACUGCGUGCUGACCCUAUAUCUACCGACUCGCGAGAUAACGCUCACCGGGAACAAUCCGUCCGUCUUGCGGGGCAUUGUCUUUGUGGAUCCCAAGGCCAUCCAGGGAUAUCGCGUAUACGCCCAGUUGACGCUGACCUUCCGAUACGGCCGCGAGGACGAGGAGGUGAUGGGUCUGCGAUUCUGCAACGAGGCCAUCAUGUCGCUGCACCAGAUUUGGCCACGUCUCGAGGAGCCCACCCCGGAGUCCCUCAGUCCAUUGCAGGAGGCCCUGAUGAAACGCCUGGGAGACGGCGCCCAUCCCUUCACCCUAUCGCUAUCCUCCUACGCCCCACCCAGUGUCCAGUUGGUUCCGGCCAAGCGAUACUACGGAGCUCCGAUCGGCACCAGCUACGAUGUCCGCUGCUUCAUCGCGGACAAAACGGAUGAGAAGUUCCAUCGACGGGCCUCCGUGAAGAUGGGCGUAAGGGUGAUCUAUCGCACGGAUGUCUUUCAUCAGCACUUGGCUCCCGAGCAGUUUGCCGCCUAUGCCGGUCGACAACAGGGCGCCCAAUCGCCCCCGGCCAGUGCCACGCCCCCCUCGGGCGGGGAAGGAGGUGGCGAGCAGCAGCCGCAGCCGAGCACAUCCCAUCAAUCACAAGCGCAGUAUCAAUCGCAAUCGCAGCCGUCAAGCGGAUCCAAGCACAAGUCCAAGUCGGAGCGGGGCGACUCCUUUCCCAAGCUUCGUCUCUCGCCAAAAUCCUUUCGAUUCAGCGGUCGCUUCGGGCGCAGCAAGAGCGAGAUCGAGAAGUGCCCCAAUGAUCCGUUCCACAACUACAGCAAGUCCUUCCAGGAGCACUGUGACAGCAUGUUGCCGCCGCACACUGGUGCCGGGGUCACCGGAGGCAUCGGGGGCGUCAGCGUGGGACCCUGUGGCGGUCCCCAAGGGUCCGUGGACAAGCCCUUCCUGCUGCACGAUGGAAGGGUCGGCUUGAGGGCCAGUUUGGACAAGGGCUGGUACACCCACGGCGAGGACGUCAAUGUGACCGUUAAUAUACGCAACGACAGCCGCAAGACGGUCCGCAAAGUGCGGGUCUGCGCCAUCCAGCACGUCGAUGUCUGCAUGUUCAACAAUGGCAAAUUCAAGAAUGUGGUGGCCGAUUCGGACAACAUCUCACCGCCGGUGGACCGCACGGUGGCCGCCGGGGCCUCAUUGAACACCACCGUGGUGCUCCGUCCGCAGCGCGGUCCCACCAAGAACUGGAUCGCCCUGGAGGACACUUUGCAGCGCAGCACCGAGCCGGAUGAGAUCACCGGCGCCAUCGCUGCCUCGGCCAUCCGUUCGCCGCACUUUGUCAUGCAGAAUGCCCAGCUGCUUGGUGGAUGUGGUCAUCCCUUGGGCAGUCCGGCCCUGGUCACUCCACAUCCACACUUGUGGCAGCCCCCCCAGGGUCAGGGUCAGGGUCAUCCAGGACAUCCCAAUGCACCGGGAAAUGGCGAGGAGCGCAACGUGUUCGCCAUCUAUGUGUCGUACUAUGUCAAGGUGAAGCUCACCCUAAGCGGCAUGGGCGGCGAGUUGUCCCUGAAGUUGCCCUUCGUUCUGGUCCAUGUGGAUGAGACCCAGCGUCCGGGAUUCGCCUCUGCCACUUUGGGUGAGCUGCGACUGGAGAUGGAGCGCUUGGCCCUGCAUGAUGCACCGGUGGGCAGGAGGAACGGACGACGACAGGGGCCCACAUCCACCGAGAUUGGAGAUGGACCCUCCACCAGUGCUGCUGCUGCAGCCGCCGCCGCCGCCAAGUCAGCUGGCCAACAGGAUUCCGGCAAUCUGGAUCUGAUCGAGACACUGGAUGAUGAGUUUAACAUCAGGGUGCCAGUGCCCAAGAAGAAUGGCGGCCAUAAGCGGCGACUGCUGCGCAGCGAGACCUUGGCCCGGGAUCUGGAGGAGCAGGAGGAGCAUGGUGGCCAGCGACUGGAGGUGGAGGACCACAUCGUCCAGAUCCAUUUGGAGCAAGUGUCGCCGGACAGGGAUGAAGUGCAGCAGCAGCAGCAGCAGCAGCAGCAGGCGCCGGAGCCACAGGGCCAUGCCCCCGGAGCCGAGACCGGAGCGGUGCCCAAGUCGUCGAAUGUGUGAUUCUGAUUGUGGUCCCAAAUGUUCGCCAAACGCAAGAGGAAGCCGUAGUAAGGCAAGUUGCAAGUUGGUUGGGAUUUUAUAGAGGACUGGAAUCACUGGCACCUUGCCACCACCCAUCGAUCAUUUUUGAUUUUUCAAUAUGGCCUUCUGCCAUAUUAAUCAAUAAUCAUUUUCCAUUAAUCAAGAUUUUCUUUUAAAUAUUUCCAUUAUUUUUAAUACAACUUCUUGUGAAAGUCACCAAAAGAAAGGAAUUUAAAAGUGUUAAUUUUCAAGUUCCAUUGCAAUUUUACUACACAUCUUGUUUACAUUCAUAGACUCAAGAUUUGUAACUUUAAUACAAAACUAAUUGAAUCAGUCAAUUAAGUCGUUUCAGCAGCAUUUUAAAAAUGGAGUAAAGGUAAAAUAAAAGAUUUUAAGCUUAAGUUGCUAUUUAAAUUUCUGGCCCAACGAUGGCAGAUCAAAAAUUUGCGAAAUCAGUAUUAUUUAAAUUUAUCCAAAUAUUCUCAAACAAUCUAAAAAUUUUUCAUGUAACCAUUGUUGGGCCAUAAGUUUAAGUAUCAACUCUAGGGGUUAUGUAAGCCCAGUGUAAAUUUAAACAAUAACUAUUCAGUUUCGGUUUCAGAAGACGAAUGACAGGUGUUAGAAGUUAGAGGUUAGAGGUUAGGAAGCCAUCCGAUAAGAAGGUUUAUAUUUAACCGAUGAACAGAUGAAGGUUUCCACAAUUGAAAGUGAAAGUGCAAGACAGUAUGGAUGUCCGUGUUGGAAUUACAUAGUUGGAAAACGGUAUUCCCUAGAAAUUAGACAAUGAAUUGAGGUGAAAUUUUUGCACUCUGAUUAAAUUCGAAAUGGACGAGGCGAAAAACGAAGGAGAUGAGCAGUAGAAUAUACACGCGUAGUUAGUAGCGCUAGGAUUUAUCAUUUGAUAUUAGCCAUGCAAUGCGUUGAAAUUGAUGAUAUUUUGUCUAGAUUGGCAGGUUAGAGUAGUCGAAAUCGGUACCAAAUCGGUAUCGAAAAUCGCGACACUCGACUGUCUACUAAAUUCAAAGCGAGCCAAGCUGAAAAACACAGUAAGAAUACCUAUAUAUUUACCUAGAUCGUAAGUGAGUGUGUGUUUCCAUUCUGCAUUAAUUAACGAGUGCACAAAGAUGCCAAUUUAAAAAAAAAAAACCCUUUUAAAUCGCACCCAUAUUCAACAGUGUACUACCUAAAUAAUCACAUAUAUUUACUGAAUAUUAAAUGUUUGAUGUGUAUUUACAAAACGACAAGGAAAUAUUACAGAGGCCAAAGGGCGGAUGCAGCUGCAAAAUGCAGACUAUUUGUGUGAAAUCUAAAUCGGAAAUCUUUUGCGGUUUCAAACUGACGAAAAGUAUUUACAAAUAACCAAAUAUCAAAAUAACCAAUUUAACCCAGAUGCCCAGAUACCCACACAAAAAGACGUGCACAACACAUAUCUGUAGGUUUUCGGGCUUUUGUUGCCAAUGUCAACAUAUAAUUGUCGCAAUGUGUUGACUUAAAACCAUGGUCAAAUUAGGUAAACUAAGCAGACAGCCGUGGGCACUUUCGUCCAGCUAGCUGAUGGCCAGCCCAAUUUUUGAAGAACGAAAUCUAUUGACAAAGUUCCGAACAGUAAUUGAACACCCACAGAGGAUCGACACUAUAGCUAUAGUUUUUUAAAAUCGUAUUGAAACGUACCCAAAGAGUUUUUGCAAGUAUCGUGGAAAUUAUCCUAUUUGAGAGAACGCCAUCCUAAGAUGCGCAACAUACUUAAACCACCAAGUAAAGAAAACCGAUGAUAUCGAAAAUUUUUAAUGUUAGCUGUACGAGUAACCAUAUGAAUAUGACUAUGAAUAAAUAUAUACUAAAGGGAAAACAAAACUGACAACAAAUAUUACCUAAUAUCUCUGUGUAUAUGUGUCUAGAGUUAAUGUGCAACAUUGAACACACUGAAUAAUGAAGAAUUUAUGAAUGUAAAACGAUUUGGUAAUCGCAAUCCCUGUGCUUGGCCCAUGCCAUCUGUGUGCAGAUCGAUAUGCCGAUCGUUAUAGAUAUUUAAAUAUAUAACCUAUAUACAUACAUAUAUAUUUAUGUGAGUGUUGCUUUGACAAGCCAAGCUACUACUUGAUUUUCGAAAACGCUACACUAACGCAAAUGCGAUAAAAAAAAAAAAAUAAACUUAAAUGUGAUGCAUUUCUAUGAAUACACUAAAGAAUACAUAAUCCCAUAUACAAUCAUAUAUGUAUACACUGUAUUGAUGGCUAUUUAGUUGUAAGACUCCCGAUCCGCAACCGCAUUAUUUAUACUUUAUGAGGUGGAAUCUAUCGCAGCCAAAGAUUGCUAAAACAUUUUUGUUCCCUCCCCGCUACAUUUCGUUCUAUUUCGCAGUACUUUCUGUCUCCAGAUUGCCCGACCACCAGAUACCAAAGCCAAUUGAUUGAUGAUGAAUCUCUUGGUCAGCGGUCGGUGGGCGGUGUUCCAUGGCCAUUUGACCACUGGGCACUGGACUCUGGGGGCAGACAGACCGCUCUAGAACAUCUGAAAAUAUAAUGAAAUAAAUGUUCAACAUAAAA